Messenger RNA from Cryptotermes secundus, 5038 nucleotides. RefSeq lists its product as uncharacterized. NCBI's taxonomy places the organism in Eukaryota, Metazoa, Arthropoda, Insecta, Blattodea, Kalotermitidae. The record is from RefSeq and is a predicted model, not a curated record. The transcript is spliced from 2 exons. Bases 382 to 3639 code for a protein of 1085 amino acids.
UGUGCAAUGGUGGUAUGUGUUAAUAGCUUUGGAUGUUGCGGGCAGGUUGUAUUUCUGGAACGACGAGUUUUCUGGAUAUGUAAUAUACAGAAUUUGUCGUGUAGGUGGUGUGAACAUAAUAUUAAAUUUCGAAUAUGUGAUGAUUUAGGUCGCUGAUGUACGUGAUAUGCAUACUGUACAGGAGGAACGUGGAAUCAUGUAUACUUCCAAGCAAAAGUUGCGUGGUGGUAACUGAUAUGCGAAAGUCUGUGUGCAAAGGGAUCAGUAGGGAUGAAUAAAGCAUACACAGAAAGAAGGGCAAAGACUGUUCAUUGCAGUGUUGUAAUGUUUUGAAGAGGAGACGAGUUUGAAUACAGCUUGAGAAGGAAACAGUAAAUUGUAAUGAGGUCAGAUAUAUCCGUAUCAAAUCUAGAUGCUUCAAUGGCACGGCCACAGAGCAAGCAUAAAGUAAAGAGAAACAGAUGGACACGUAUUGAGGCAUUGAACAGACGGAAGGAAAAAUCAGUAGAUAGCAUUUGCUCAGGGAUAAAUAGCAAACAUGAACCGCCGGUAGUGCGGCAGGUGGUAACAAAUCUUCAGGAACUGUGUAAAGCUGCCCUAGCUAUAGACAGAGCAAAUGCUGUUAUGAGUGAAGCAGAUGAUUUGGAAGUAAAACAGGAUUUGAAAGAAUGCACACAGCCCUCAGUUGGCAAGGGAAACACAGAAAUGACACAUUCAGAGGUACCUGAUAUUUUGAACCAAAGACAUGAGCUCAGCAGUGACACCCAGUCAUCAAGAAUUUGUGGGAUACAGGAAGUGUCUUCAGAAGUUUUGGAGAGUAAUAAUACAGACAAAACUGAUGGCUUCAUCAAGCUUGAAAUUUGUGAACCUGGAUGUUUGAAAGAAGAGGUGAACAAUAUGAAUGAUAUGAAUAAUCCUAAAAAUGUUGAUUUAGAUAAAAUUAUUAAAAAGGAACAUGAGUUAGAUGUUACAGGGGAACACCCAUGCAUUCAUAACAUAGUUAAUGAAACUAUCAGUUGCAAAGCUGAGGCGUUGGAUCAGAUGGCAGAUAUUUGUCCCUUGGUGGGGCAGACAUCUGCAAAUGGAAUGGAUACUGGUUUUGUAGCAUAUCAUGAAGGCACUACCCCGUGUGCCACAACAGGUAAUCUUACCAUUGUAGAGAAACAAGAAGUCUUACCUAAUCAGGUCUGUGGUAAUGAAAUCUUCUCAAACACUUUAAAUGAUGUUGUUUUGCAUGAUUUAUCAAGGUCUGAUUAUCGGUGUUGUAAUGUACAUGACAGUGUUUAUUCAGGGCCCAUGAAGCUAGAAAAUCAGCCUGAAAAUUAUCUUGUUGCAGCUACAAAUGAGGGUUUGCUUGACAGAAUUGGUUUCAGUGGCAUCGGUUACUCAACAGACGAAGACGGAGGUAACUUUCCUGGGGAGAUUCAGAAACUUUCUGGUCCUCAGUUUUGGAUGGGUAAAAGAAAACGUGUUGCAGACAGUUUAAUGUCCUUAUCAACAGAAGAGUCAUUAGAUAGUUUGGUGUCUAAUGGUACAAGUGUAGGAGAAUCACUACCAGGUUUGAAAAAUUAUAAUUUAAAAGAUGAGAUUUCAUAUAGCACUAGAAAUUGUGGUAUGAUGUUAGUGGGUGAUACAGACAAACUGUGUUAUCAGGAAGUAUUUGACGACUCAAUGUCGACCAGAAGUUCACCGGAUUCAAGAUAUGCUCCGUCAUUAGUGUCUGGCACAAACCCUUACAGGUGCGUUAACCGCGCGCAGUCAUGGUCUCCUACAUUGCUCUCAGUCAGUGGUAGUGGAGCAGUUAAUAGUUACAUGAAGCCAGGUGCACAUACUCCACUCCAGUAUGAGAUCAAGGCAAGUGAUACUUUGUCUGGGCUUCUCUGUCAAGAUGUUCAUGUACUUCAGUCUGCUGUACCAACUUCGUACACAUCCAUCUCAGUCAGUCCUGCACCAGUGGUGGCUCGGGAGGAAACAGAACCAGGAACUGAAAGUCUGAAGUCCGAUGAAGAAGAACUGUUUAGGAGAAUUGAAGAAUCUUUAGCAGAAAGAGAAACUUUGAAGUAUCAAGAAGAAGAACUUUUGAAGAGAAUUGAAAGAUCUUUAACAGAAACACAGUCAUUAAAGUGCCGUGAAGAACAUUUGCUGAAUAAGAUUGAAAGAUCUUUAACAAAAGCUAAAUCACUGAAAUCUCAAGAGGAAGAACUUAUAAGAAGAAUUGAGGUCUCUUUAGGACAAAGAGAAACAGCGAAGUCACAAGAUGAAGACCUGUUAAUUGGAAUGGAAAAAUCAUUGCAAGACAAGCAGUACAAUAUGGUACUUGAAGAUUCCAUAAAGAGUAUGGAAUUUGAGUCAGAAAGCAACCCAGACUUGGAUAACUCGUUACCGCUUAAGAAACGAAAGAAAUGGCUAAAGGCUGUGACCAGUGAUGAGAACAGGGGGUUGCAAGCAAGGAGCGUUCCGCUAGAAAGCUUUCCAUCCUUUCCAUUAUGGCCGAUGAUUAGUAUUGCAGAACUAGAAGCAGUUGGCAAGUUACAACAUCGUGUAACUUUCCCAUCAUUUCCGUCUCGGCCAAUGAUCAGCAUUGCUGAAUUAGAGUCUCGUACAGCAUUCGGCAAAUUACAGCAUCAUGAGUUUGAGUCGUCUACAGUGUCACCUUGGAUACCAAGUUAUUCUCGUUACUGCGAGGAAAAUAAUUUUUGUGAUGAGUCAUUCUGUUCUAGAGAUGUUAGGGUAGGAAGAAUGUGUGACGAAUUUUUUGAACAAAACGUUCCAGCAGUGGAGAAUGUGACAGCAUUUCCUGUGUGUAAGGUUGAGGACUCUUUGGAGGGACAUAGCUGUAGUGAAAUGAGGAGUCCUUGUGCUCUGUCGCAACUGAGGGACUCUGAUGUAUCUUACGACAAAGUCUUCAGAAGAGGGGAGCCAUCGUCAGCAGAAACUUCAUCGUCUGUGUGCGGUGAUGCAGCUGAAGAUUCCAAAGCUGAUAUAAAGUUGUUUUUUACACCUGCCACUGAUUAUUUAAGCAGCGAGGUAGACGAUUUUAAACACGUUAUACAAUCAUGUGAGGGAACUAAGCUUCCUUCAGCAGAUCCACGCGUGGUAAAUACUGAUUCCACGGAUAGUAGAAGGUGUGAAGUGACUGCAACAGGUUCAGGAUGUAUGAAAACUAUUGAAGUGCUUCAGAGAAUUGUACCGGCAGGUAGUGUAACAGGUAUGGAUUCCAAGAAUUGUACAGAACUUGAUGAAAAGUUUGAAACGUGUCUGGAAUCAAAAUAUAUUAAAAUAGAAAAAGAUUCCAAAGAUAGGAUAGAAAAUUGUGCAUUAAAUUAUCCACCUUUGCCUGAUGUGAAGUACAAAGCCGAAAUGAAUGCUGAAGCAUCCCUGUCAGGAUUUAGAAAUGUAAAUGUGAGCUGUAAUGGCAGUGUAGAAAUGUUACGUAGCAGAGUUAAUUUUGUAGAUGAUUCAGGUCAGGAUCUCAAGAGUAGUGUAGAACUGCAGGGGAGAAAUGAGGGAAAUUUGACAUUCAAAGCAAUAGGAGCAGAGACCAAAGAUAAUGUGGAUUGGUGUAAGAAAACUGAUGUACCAUUGAAAGAAUCAAAGUGUAUGGUUGAUGUGGAAUCCAGAGAUAAAGAUAGAUUAUGAUGAGUGAAGAAUCAUAUAAAGAAUAAUUAUGAAUGUAGUAAGUGUAUGAUGCUGGAAAAUUCUUAACAUUGGAAAAUACUCCAUAUAGCUUGAGAAUACAAUCAUUUUAAUAAUUGUUAACCAUUUAAGGACCAAGCCUGAACACACUUGUUUGCAGUGUGUUCUCUUCUUUUCUUCCCACCAGCAUUGAGUAUGAUCAUGUUAUAUGUUCUUUGAAUGUUUGAAUUUUCACACAUGUUCACAGAAAGUAAGUUUAAGAGGUAGGAAACUUUCUUAUUUUCCAGUCAAAAUUAACAGAGUAACAUGAAAAUAGAAAAACCUUAAAUACUGACAAAAGGAAUGUUGUCUAGGGGGUGUGGUAUUGCUAGGAAAAUGUGGGGAUGAAUGGGUUAAUGGCUAUGAAGCUGUCUGGGAUGUGGUGCUGUAUGGUCUGGCAAAUCUUUUCCUGCUACCUUCAUCUUUAGUGUAAAAUAUUCUGCCACCCUGAAGAUGGAGGCACAGAGUUUGUUAGGAGCAUGAUAAUCUACCAUAGUAUGUGACAUCAUGUCCCCAAAAAAGAUAAUUGUCAUAGUCACCGUUUGGGGCAACAUGAAAUAUCACAGGUUAAUUAAUGUAUUGCACUUUCAGGUGCAUAACAGCAUCUGCUCCCUUUUCACAGAUCAAAAUAUUAUUACACUUGGUUAUCAUUAGAAAUUGGUUUGUUUCUUUCUUCAUUUUAUUAUUUUGACAUUAUAUUUACCUUUUAAACUGUAUAUAUUUUGAGUAAAAACUUUUUAUUUCUGUUUACGUAUCUUCUGUUGUGACAUAAAAGUAUGUGUGUUGUUAGUCAGGUGUUAACCACUGGAAGUUGCAUAAUAUUUAUUCCUGGAAAUUUCCUUUACUACUUGUACAUCACUGAAUACAGUGUUGCACAAAAUAACUGUAUACACAUAAAUUCCAUAAGUUCAUGUGGCAAUAUUGUGACUUAAUAUUCACAUAGCCAUUUUAGGUAGAUUUUCUUAUGGGUAGUAACACCAGGUACAUUCUUAUGAUUGAUUACCAGCUUUCUUUGAGGACUGCUAAAGAUACUUUUACCCAGAAGAUGGAGAUAUCUGUCUCCAAAAUGCUGGUAACAAUCUCUGAAACUGCAGGGUCUUAUAAUCCAAAAGACCACAAUUUCAACUUUCACCACUGUGGAAACCUGAAACCUUAUGAGAUAAUGUGUUACGUAAAUGUUGCAUUUUAAAGAAAGCAUAACAUAUUCUUCUGCUGUCUGUAUUCUGUACUUAGUCGUGUGACGUUCUCUGAACAAAUCUUUAACUACGUGCUAGACCAGACCUUAUUUUUUUAACACUUCAUAAAACCAUAAAAAAAUAAGGCUGUCCCUGUAACAGGCAGUGAAGGCCCCAUGUGUGAGACA